AUGUCUAAUAUGGUCAAGAAUAUUGGGAAAGGAUCUACCAGGAUAAAGUACGAUGAAUAUGUGAUGAGGGUGCUUCUGUAUGACGAUCUCGAGAAUGCAUUGAUAAGUCCCGACAUGGAGACUUUUUACAAUUUUUGCUUAAAGCAAAAUCGAGAUAAAAAGUCUAAGAGAUUACUCUCGCCAAUCGUGCCAUUUCUAAAAAAGUAUGGACACAACAAUGUGCUCGACAAGCUCCGUGGUCUGGCAGAGAGAGAAGAUUAUAAGCAGCUCAUGAUGAAGCAUCUGUUGCAGAUACAACGUGAAGUGUGGGUGAGUAAAGGAAUGUCUAUUAACAACGUUUUAGAUCUGCUACAAUUUGGCGACGAUCUUGCUUCAGCUAUACGUAUUGAAAGAUUUGACGAGCUGAAAGAGUAUAUUAUACUGCUUGGCCUCAAGAAGUAUAGAAAUGAAGCGUUGCCAAGUGACUACGCCGACAACAAAUUAGUGAACAUUUUGACAAAGCAUUUCGGUGGAGAAGGCAACUUGGUGAAGCAAUUAAGUAAAGCAAAAUCCUUUGUGGAAAAUGCUAACGUUGUCAAUAAUUUAGAAUCGGCUUUGUUUCGCAUUUGGCUUAAUGUACCUGUUGAUUUAGUAUGGGAUCGACUCCGCGUAGGCAACAACGUUUAUGACGCAUUAACGAGCGGAAAACUGGAGAUUGUUCGUAGGUAUUUUGCUCAUUUUUUUCCGAGUCGUCCAUACCUUGCCAUUCAGGAAUUUUUAGAGCAGUUUGGAUAUGAUAAAGUGACUGUGGCGCUUGCAAUUGCAAAGCUUGAGCCGGUAACAAAAGAAUUUGCGACGACGAUGCAGCGUGAGCUUCUCGGUUAUUGGAAGGAGGAAGAAAUAUCUGCAAAUGUGAUUGUCACACGGAUGAAAUUCAAAGAGGAUGACGAUAUCAACAUUUCCAUCAUAAAAUUGAACACUAUAAGUCACUUUAUCAUUCUCUUACAGCCUGAGCCUCAGUUAGUGAAGGCAGAUAAUUUGUGGGACCUCGCAAGAUUGGCCGCCAUAGCUCUUAAGGGGUCUUAUGAUCCAGCAAAAUUAAAAUCUGGCGCAACGCGUCUUCUUGAUGCGAUUUUUGAUGUAUGGAGUGAUAGAAAUGUCCAGCCGCAUGAACUUUUAACACACUUUCCCAUUGACGAAAAGGCUAAUAGUGUGACCACAAACGAUUUUAUCGUCUUGGAAUACGAGAAGUAUCGUGAAGCUGAAUAUUUAAGCAUCAGGCCGUAUGAGCAUCCCAGAUAG
Messenger RNA from Plasmopara halstedii, 1281 nucleotides. RefSeq lists its product as uncharacterized. The record is from RefSeq and is a predicted model, not a curated record. Bases 1 to 1281 code for a protein of 426 amino acids. The transcript has a single exon. Lineage: Eukaryota; Oomycota; Peronosporomycetes; Peronosporales; Peronosporaceae.